This is a messenger RNA of Caenorhabditis elegans, 609 nucleotides long. It is a transcript of the gene C53A3.4, whose product is annotated as YDG domain-containing protein. The record is from RefSeq and is marked reviewed. Lineage: Eukaryota; Metazoa; Nematoda; Chromadorea; Rhabditida; Rhabditidae. Bases 98 to 352 code for a protein of 84 amino acids. The transcript has 2 exons.
AGAAUAUGAAUUGUGAACUGAUAAGACUGCGCCGCGCCGUACACCACUUGAAGCUAAACAAAUCAAUACAUUACUCAAAUAUUGGCUAGAAGGAAAUAUGCCGAAAUUGAGACGUUUACAAGUUAACUGCACUGGAAAUGUUAAUUCAUACGAUGAACUAUUGGAAGGAAUUGAUCAUUCGGCAUGGGAUCCAAAUCGUAGACCUCGAUAUUUCAGUUAUGGAAUUGAGAAAUUAAACUGUAAAACUGGAAGAGGUUUCGAACGAAGCGAUGGUAUGCUUGCUACGUUUUUUUUCGUCAAGUCAAAGACAUUCGAUGUCACCAAUUUCGUCGUAUGGAAUAGCAGAUUUUAGUAAAAUUUCGUCAAGAACUUUAAUGAUUUAUUCUGUAUACUUUUUAUUGCUUCCUAGUUACAGUGUUGGUCAAUAUUAGUAAAUAAAAUAUUGGCCGACACUCUAAAAUGUAUCCAAGCAGCGUCCUGUACUCGAACCAAAUUCUUUUGCAGUCUAUUCGUCAUUCUUAUCCCAACCAAAUUUCACAUAAAAUGUGAUUGUUACAGGCUGACAGUCAGCUGAUAAAACCAUUUAUUAUGAACAUUUCACCAAUUAAA